UUAAUAAUUUAUCCUCCAAUUUACUUGAUAUAUGUAUAUAUUUUUUAUACAUAUAUACAUAUAUCAUAGAAUUGGAAUCUUGUGUUACAAUGCGUACAGCGUUACUUGCGAUCAUUAUCGCUAAUACUGUGUGUGCCUUCGAUGCAUCAAUGUCAUCUAGCAGCAACACUUAUAAAAAUCUAUCUUCAGCGGUUGUAACAUAUGUAGAAUUAAAGGAUGUAUCUGGUCUAAAAGAACCAUCGUAUAUAAAUCGAUUGAUGAAUAUAGAAAACAUAGUAUACAGUCUUAUAAAUAUAUGUAUGAUAACUUCCUUACUUUUAAACGGUGCUAAAGAAGGAGCGACAGAAAAUGAAUUGAAGUCUUAUUUGGAUAUUACUGAUAAAAUAUCUUUAAACGAAGACUUAGCUAAUCUUACUUAUUUAAAUGGUAUCGGAAACAUCGAAUUGCAUCUAGAAACUGCAGUAUAUGUUCAAAAUUCAGUUGAGUUAACGGCCGACUUCUCAUCAAUAUGCAUAAAUAACUUUAAUUGUUUGAUUUCAAAAGUAGAUUUCAGAAAUAACGAACAUGUUACAGAAACUAUAAAUUUAUGGGCCCAAAAAGCAACGAAUUAUAAUAUGUUAGAUCACGUAAUUUCUUCAGUUAACGUGGACAGAGAUACAAAAAUUAUGUUGGUAAAUGUUGUUUACCUAAAUAGUAGAUGGCUGAACUCAACUUAUAAAAGAAAAUUAGAGAGACGCAAAUUUUAUAUUUCCUCAUCGAAAAUGUAUUUUGUUCCAACAAUUAAAUUUGAAAAAUCGACAUUUAUUCAUGGUGAAAUACCACAUUGGAAUGCCAAGUUCAUUGAAAUUCCAUUUUUGGAUGACAACGUUACAAUGAUUAUAUUUUUGCCAAAUGAAAAUAUGGAACUUGGGAAUCUGGAGUACCUGAGAAAGAAACUUAACCUUUCAGAAUUACAAUCAGUUAGAACUGCAUACACAAACAAAUUUGAGCAAGAUAUGGAAUUAUAUUUACCUAAGUUUAUGAUUGCAUAUCAUGAAAAUAUGACAGACUUUUUCCGUGAGGUGGGCGUUACUACGAUGUUCGGGGAUAAUGCGGAUUUUACACGUCUCUCAGAAAUUCCUUUAAAAGUGAACAAUAUUGUUCAAACAGUUUCCGUGAAGAUUAACGAAGGAAGUUCGGAAGAUCCAGAUGGAUACAUCUUUGACAGAAGCGAAGUAAGAGAACCGGUAGGUCCACGGCAAGAGUUGGUCGUAGAUCGUCCGUUUCAUUACUUAAUCGAAGUGUACGGAGAGAUAAUGUUUGCUGGAACCGUGCGAGCACCAGAAUUUAUAUUUCGCAGAGAUUAAUUAUAAAUUCUAUUACAUUCUUGUAUUUAUUGAAAGUUUAUAUCACACAAUGUAUAUAGAGCUUAAAUUUUUUUAAAUUUUAUCAUAUUAACGUAUAUAAAAUGCAAGCAUUAAUAAAUAAAUAAUUUGGAUUUUGAAAAUGUGCUUUAGUCAUUUUUUGAUCAAUUUUCUUAUUGCUUAGAAGUAGCCAAAUAAAUUUGC
Molecule: messenger RNA, 1547 nt
Organism: Formica exsecta
Lineage: Eukaryota; Metazoa; Arthropoda; Insecta; Hymenoptera; Formicidae
Product: antitrypsin-like
Exons: 8
Coding region: 90-1346 (418 amino acids)
Molecular function (GO): serine-type endopeptidase inhibitor activity
Source: RefSeq, a predicted model, not a curated record